UGACUUCAUCAGGAGGCGGAGUUUAACGUCCGGAGUAUCUCCUACCUUUGUUGCCCCAGACAUGGCAACUCCUAGCCCUGUGACUCCGGAGACACCCUUUGAACCAUCGAAGCCCCCAGUCAUUGAGGGCUUUAGCCCCAGUGUUUACAGCAAUCCGGAAGGCUUCAAGGAAAAGUUCCUUCGCAAGACUCGUGAAAACCCAAUGGUACCCAUAGGCUGCCUGGGCACGGCGGCCGCCCUCUCCUACGGCCUCUACUGCUUCCAUCGAGGCCAUAGCCAGCGCUCACAGCUCAUGAUGCGUACCCGGAUCGCCGCCCAGGGCUUCACGGUCGCAGCUAUCUUGUUGGGUUUAGCUGCAUCGGCUAUGAAGUCUCGACCCUGAUUCCACUGCCAGCUCGUGAAAGCUCCGCGGAAGAUCAUUCCAAACCCCAGGAGCAACCACCAACCCUGCCAAGAGACUCAUUCCCUCAUCGCCUCCACAGGCCUGUGUUUGCAGAGGAAGUGGCCAAUUGUGUGAUCGACAGAUUAUUUUUUUUCCCCCCAGAAAUCCCAGAGUUGAUGGUUUGGGUGUAGCAUAUGUCUAUUUGCGCUGCCCUCCCUCCCUACUUAAUAAACUCUAAUCCACUAAUA
Sciurus carolinensis (gray squirrel) is the source of this 630-nucleotide messenger RNA. RefSeq names its product HIG1 hypoxia inducible domain family member 2A (gene Higd2a). The record is from RefSeq and is a predicted model, not a curated record. Gene Ontology annotation, cellular component: mitochondrion. Gene Ontology annotation, biological process: mitochondrial respirasome assembly. Bases 62 to 382 code for a protein of 106 amino acids. The transcript has 2 exons. NCBI's taxonomy places the organism in Eukaryota, Metazoa, Chordata, Mammalia, Rodentia, Sciuridae.